Messenger RNA from Sinocyclocheilus grahami, 2463 nucleotides. RefSeq names its product immunoglobulin superfamily DCC subclass member 3-like. The record is from RefSeq and is a predicted model, not a curated record. Bases 1 to 1434 code for a protein of 477 amino acids. Gene Ontology annotation, biological process: cell-cell adhesion. The transcript has 9 exons. NCBI's taxonomy places the organism in Eukaryota, Metazoa, Chordata, Actinopteri, Cypriniformes, Cyprinidae. Gene Ontology annotation, molecular function: protein binding.
AUGGGAAUAUUAGUGCAGUCACCAAGUGAAUAUACUGAGACAUUUUCCAACAGAUACAGAGCCCCUGCCGAGUUUGUGCAGCCCCCUCAGUCCAUUGCUCGCCCGGUGGGCACCAAUGCCAUCUUCACUUGCUUGGCCCAGGGUGAGCCGGUCCCACAGAUCACCUGGCUGAAAAAUGGACAAAUCUUAGAGCCCGAUGGCCAUGUCAAACUCAGGAACAACAACAGUACUCUGACCAUCUCUGGAGUAACCCAGGAUGAUGAGGCCAUAUAUCAGUGCAUUGCAGAGAACAGUGCUGGCUCCACACAGUCCAGUGCCCGUCUGACCGUGCUGUGGGCUGACGGCUUGCCGGGUGUGCCCACAGGGGUACGUGCAGAAGUCCUUUCUCCAACCUCCAUUCAGGUGUCCUGGAACGAGCCCACCCAAAACACUCAGGACAUAAUUGGAUAUGUGCUGCAUAUCCGCAAGACUGCUGACCCAGUGGAGAUGGAGUACCAGGAGGCUGUGAGUAAAAUGACCCUGCAGCAGGUAAUCGGAGAUCUGGAGCCUUCCACCCGCUACAGCUUCUAUGUGAAGGCUUACACAUCCCGCGGAGCCAGCAAGGCCUCUGAGACGGCUGUGGAGAGCACUCUGGGAGAAGUCCCUGCACCACCAGCCUUGUUCACGAAGGUGAUUAAUUCGACAGUGGUGCAGGCCACAUGGGAGCCUUCCACUAAGAUGGGCCAGCAGGAAGGAUUCAAUCUCUACUACCGUAAGGUUCCCGUCCCCAUCUUCACAGGACCCCUUACCUUCCCACGUAAUGUGACCCAGUACAACAUCACUCAGCUGGAUGCCUCUUUUGUGUAUGAAAUUAAGAUUCUGGCUUUUAACCAGCAUGGAGAGGGCAAUGCCACUCUGCGCUUUGUGUCACUCAAGGAGGCAGUGGAGAAAUCAGUGCUAAAUACCCCUUGCGACUGUGUAAAAGAUGAACAGAAUAAAAGCUCCACCACAGGCAUCAUCAUUGGCAUCCAUAUUGGAGUCACUUGCGUCAUUUUCUGUGUCCUUUUCCUCAUGUUCAGCUACAGGGGAAGGUUGAUGAUGUGUAAAACCGUGCAGGCCACCCGACAGGCGGGCCGUAAUCUAGCAGCUGGAGUCGUGCUCGAAUCCUCCUCUUCCUCACAGGGGGCUCUGGGCCUCACCGGCCCCCACAGGUUCAGCUCAGACAGAAAUGGAGAAACCCACACUGCAAAGAGCUGCACUGACUCUAAUGAGAUGGAGAGACUCUUCUCAGGACCAUCCCACUUCUCCCAUCCACCUGACACCACCCACAUAAAUGCGAGCUCUUCGGUCUCUUGUCCAUUGAAUGAAACCCAGAUGUCCACACUUCCCCUUGAUGACUUCAGCCUGAUGGAGGAGUGUGAGGUGCAGUUCCGGCAGCAUCCAGCAGAGGGCUAACAGGAUGAAGACUGAUGAAGAAAUGAAGGCCAAGAAUAUCCACUACUCAGACUCCUGUCAAACUCAGGUCAACUGAAGUAUUCAUCUUUUUCAGUUCUGUUUUUAUCGUGCAAAGAAUAUAUUAUUCGUAAGUUAAUUUCCCUUUGUGGGAAUCACUGGACUGUAAUGCCGAGGGUCCCUCUGGCCUCAUGGUAGGUGAGGUUCUGUGAUGGACAUCUAUUAUUUCUCAUUGGUAGGUGAACAAAUACACUCUUGCAGUUACAGCUGGCAGCACACAUUGAAAGUCUCCAGUCACUAGUAUCUAUAAUUGAUUUUAUUUGGCUUCUUCUGCACAACAGAGAAGUAUAUUUCCUACUAAAACAUAUUAGCUCUAUUUUUCAACUUGCUGUCUCCUCUUAACCUACCAAUGAUUUCACAAGCCCAUCCAUCAGAGACCAAGACCUUCUUCCAGGGAUUUCAAAUUAUUCUCAGGACUUUUUUGUUCACUGAUAUCAAUGUUUUUUUAGUAGGUCUCAGCCUUCAUAAAGACUUUAGACUCAGCUAUGUGAACCUUAGAAUUUGCAACAAAAAACCUACCUCAGCAGGAAUGAAUGUCUUGUAGGAAGUCUUUGAGAUCUGCAUCUUGCUGUCUGUUCUGUUUUUAUACUCAUCAAUCGUUCAGUCAAAAGAGAAAAAGGUGCUUCUCUACCUCAGAUUUCAAGGACUGCCGCUCCCCUGCUCGCUGAAGCAAAACAAAAAAAAUAUCCAACAUAUAGCACUUCCAAAUGUUGAAGUCAAUGUUCUACCUCAAAAUAACGAUGUUGUUAUUGUCGUUGUGGUUCUUAUCUCAUAUUGAAACAUAGCCUCUGUUUGUGAGAUCCUGGCUUCACUAUGUCAAUGAAUUGCUGUGUUUUGAUAUGUCAGUACCUCAUGCCAGUUGACAGAUGACAUUGUUCUAUGAAUUCUGCUUGUAAAGAUGUUUUGAUUGUGUCCUUGUAUUCAUGUAGAAUUUUUUUGGUUUUAUGUUUCCUGAUCAGAGUAUUGGAGUAU